UAGUGCUAAUGUCUCUCCAUUCAUACCGCCCUUUCUCUUUUUUCAACCCCACAAGCCUUUGGCACGAUGAAGUGGGUAACAUUUAUUUGUGUUCUCUUUCUUCUUGACUCUGCUUACUCCAGGGGUGUGUUUCGCCGAGAUGCACCUACAAGUGAGCUUGCUCAUCGAUAUAAGGAUUUGGGAAAAGAACUUUUCAAAGGCCUGUUGCUGGUUGACUUUUCUCAGUUUCUCCGGAAGUCCCCUUUAGAUGCGAUUGUAAAAUUAGCAAAUGAACUAACAGACCUGGCAGAUGUAUGUGCUCUUAAUGAGUUAGCUGAAAAUUGUGGCAAGUCACUUCACACCCUUGUGGGAGAGAAAUUGUGUUCAGUUGAAUCUCUUGGCAACCUGGCUGAGUGCUGCGCAAAACAAGAACCUGAGAGAAAUCAAUGCUUCUUGAAACACAAAGAUGAGGAUCUGGACAUCCCUCCAUUGGGGGCAAUAGACCCCAGUGCAACAUGCACUGCCUUUCAUCAAUUCGAACAGAAGGUUUUGGGAACGUUCAUAUAUGAAAUUGCCAGGAGACAUCCUUACUUUUAUGGCCCAGAGCUCCUGUACUAUACGCAGGAAUAUAAAGGAGAUUUGACAGAAUGCUGCGAAGCUGCUGACAAAGCCGCCUGCCUGGGCCCAAAGUUGGAUGCCUUGCAAAAAGAGGUACUGCGUUCAGCUCACAGAGAGGAAUACAAGUGUUCCAUGCUCCAAAAUAGCGGAGAAAGUGCUUUGCAAAAAUGGUUCGUAUCUGACCUGAGCAAGAGAUUUCCUAAUGCUGACUUUAUGAUGGUUUCCAAAUUGGCAACAGAUUUUACCAAAGUCCACAAGGAAUGCUGCCAAAGUGACAUGCUUGAAUGUGCAGAUGACUGGAUCAAUUAACUUACAAAGUACAUGUGUGAAAAUCAAGCAUCAAUCUCUACUAAAUUGAAGGAAUGCUGUAAUAAGCCUGUGUUGGAAAAAUCUCACUGUCUUGCUGAGAAGGCAGGUGACAAUUCAGCUGCUAACGUAGCUGCUAACCUGGCCCCAGUAACUGCUGCUUUUGUUGAAAAUAAAGACGUUUGCAAAAACUAUAUGGAGGCAAAAGAUGACUUCCUGGGCAAGUUUUUGUAUGAGUACUCAAGAAGGCAUCCUGACUACCCUGUCUCAUUGCUACUGAGACUUGCCAAGAGGUAUGAAGCUACACUGGAGAAGUGCUGUGCCUCCGCUGAUGCUCAGGCAUGCUAUUCCAAAGUGCUUGAUGAAUUUCAGCCCCUUGUGAAUGAGCCACAUGAAAUAGUAGAAAAAACCUGUGAAGUUUUAGGAAACCUUGGAGAGUAUGGCUUCCAAAAUGUAGUCUUAGUUCAUUACACCAAGAAAGUACCCCAAGUGUCAACUCCAACUCUUGUGGAUUUCUCAAGAAAACUUGCAAGAGCGGGCAGCGAGUGUUGCAAGCUCCCUGAAUCACAAAGAACAGCUUGUUCUGAUGACCAUCUGUUCAAGGUCCUGGAUAGGUUGUGUGUGGCACAUGAGAAGUCACCAGUGAGCGACAGAGUUACCAAAUGCUGUGCAGAGUCAUUGGUGAACAGACCAUCAUGCUUUUAUGCUCUGGAGGUUGAUGAAACCUAUGUUCCCAAAGAAUUUAGUGCUGACACAUUCACCUUCCAUGCAGAUGUAUGCACACUUCCCGAGCCUGAGCAACAAGUCAAGAAACAAACUGCACUUGCAGAGCUGUUGAAACACAAGCCCAAAGCAACUGAGGAACAACUGAAAACUGUUAUGGGGAACUUCUCAGCUUUCUUCCAGAAGUGCUGCGCAGCUGCUGACAAAGAAGCCUGCUUUGCAGAGGAGGGUCCAAAACUUGUUGCUUCAAGUCAAGCUGCCUUAGCCUAAAAUCAGCAUAAUCACAAGCAUUUCAGAUUUCCCUGAAAGAAAGAGAAAUGAAGACCCGCAUCUUAUUCAUCUGUUUUUCAUUUCAUGAUCCAUCUAAAAAACAUACAAUGUAAAAAAUAUUUUGCCUAUGUUAUUUGUGAUGAAAUUAAUAAAACAAAUUUAAAAAUCU
Myotis daubentonii (Daubenton's bat) is the source of this 2065-nucleotide messenger RNA. Its product is annotated as albumin-like. Gene Ontology annotation, biological process: transport. Gene Ontology annotation, molecular function: enterobactin binding. The record is from RefSeq and is a predicted model, not a curated record. NCBI's taxonomy places the organism in Eukaryota, Metazoa, Chordata, Mammalia, Chiroptera, Vespertilionidae. Gene Ontology annotation, cellular component: cytoplasm; blood microparticle.